AAUACUUUGUGCUUCUGUCACUUGUUUUCUUUCUAACAGCUCGAUCAAAGUAUCAUUUCACCUCUGAGGAUGGCUCCAAUCUGGACAAUUAUUUUAUUUCUCAACACAGUAUCUCCAGCCCAAUCUGUGGAUUUUUCCAGACCAGCAUUUCUCUCAGUGAAGUCUGGAGAACGUGUUACACUUAACUGCCCAUUUGGAGAUAUUCGUAAUGCUGAAAGUAUGGUUUGGUACAAACUCAUAUUUGGAGAAAUGCCUCAAAAAGUGGGAGAAAGAUUACCUUAUAAGGAUUUCGAAAUUUCUCCCGAGUUCAAGACGUCAGGAUUUAUGAUGGAGCUGACUGAUAACGGCAUUUCUCUGACAAUUCCACAUAUAAAACAAGAACAUGGAGGACUUUACUACUGUGAAAAAUGUACCUUGGAUGAUGUUACAUUAUCCAGUGGAACUUUCUUGGCUGUAACAGGUGAUGAAGACGUAAAAGUGUCAGUGUUUCAGAGCAGCGUGUUGGACUCGGUUCCUGCAGGAGCGUCAGUGACUCUGCAGUGCUCGGUUCUCUCCGAGAGCAGAGCAGCACAUCUCCAAGUGCUCUGGUUCAGAGCUGCUCCAUCACAAUCCCAUCCUCAAAUCAUUUACACUCAUCACAACAGCAGGCAUCAGUGUGAGAGCGGCUCUUCUACACACACCUGUGUGUACAGCUUCUCCAAGAACAUCCUCAGCCUGAAUGAUACUGGCACUUACUACUGCGCUGUGGCCGUGUGUGGGAAGAUCAUUUUUGGGAACGGGACACAAGUACAGUUGGAAAGCUUUCCAGAUUUGGUAACAUCUUUAGGUCUUGAAAUCUACCUCGCAGUAGUGGUGGCAGUGUGUCUGGUUGUUAUCUUCGCUCAAGCAUUUAUAAUCUGUAAAAUGAGAAACUGUGAACAAUCCAGAGAGAGACCUCAACGAGACUCUGCAGAAGAGAAAACACCUAAUCUGGGUCGUGACGCAGUGGAGCUGAAUUACGCUGCUUUACAUUUCAAUAAGAAGAAUACCAAGAGAGUGACAAGAAAGAGAGAAAAAACAAAAGACUGUGUUUAUUCUGAAGUGACGUUAAAUUUCUAAUUUAAUUCAUUUAAUUUAUUAAUUUGGUUUACUUUUCAGAAGUAAAGUUUAUUACAUAUCUGUGGUCACUGUUCUCAUGUCCUGUGAUGGAUAGUCAUGAUAUUAGAUGUGAGGGUAAAAAUCUAACAUCUUCUAACAUCUGUCAAAUUAAAAUCAAACUGUGUAAUUCCUUCUGUGUAUGUGUAAUCCUAAGUGUAAAGUUCAGCACAGCCACCAAACAUUCUCUCCGUGUGGUGUCUACGUGCCAAAAUAUCUACACAUUUGUAUAUCAAAGUGCAUGUAGUGAGGCUUUAAUACUAAAAUUGUGCACAUCAUUAUAAAGACCUAAGAACUAACUUCAGCUUCAGACAGUUGUGUAUAACAGUCAGUAACUGUACACCUACAAAGUGAACUAUGAGGUAGGUGGACCUGAUAAAAUGGCUUGUGAAUGUAGAAAAUGAUGAGUGAGUACCUGAGGGUGAACAUGUGGUAUGGGGACAAAAGUUUCAUUUCCUGCUUUUGGGGCUAACUGCUCAAAGUACUGUUUGUAUGAAACAAAUCAACGUUUUAGUUUUGCACAUAUAUUUUGGAGGUCUUUAUAUUCUAAAUAUUUAUAUAUAUAGUGAUGGUCAAGGUUUUUGAGUGAACUAUAUGAAUAAUUUUGGUUAAACAUAAGAAAUUAACUUCUAGAAUUACAAAGUCUAAGCAAGAAAUAAAUAAAAAGUGAAUACACAUCGUACUAUAUUUGUGUUACAGUCACUACUACUAACACUAUAAUAUCAACUGUAAGACAAAUUCUUUCUUACUUACA
Messenger RNA from Pangasianodon hypophthalmus (striped catfish), 1888 nucleotides. RefSeq lists its product as uncharacterized. The transcript is spliced from 6 exons. Gene Ontology annotation, biological process: response to bacterium. NCBI's taxonomy places the organism in Eukaryota, Metazoa, Chordata, Actinopteri, Siluriformes, Pangasiidae. Bases 70 to 1098 code for a protein of 342 amino acids. The record is from RefSeq and is a predicted model, not a curated record.